AGGUUAGUCGGUUUUUGUCUCGGGUGGUGGGCGAUUGGGCGGUUCGGCGGUGGAGGGAGAGACAAGGAGAAGUUCUAGACCUGACGUCAGUUUCUUAGUGUGACGAUGGAAGCCCAUGCAAGAGGUGCGAGAAGACUGGUGCCGGAGCGCUCUGCGUUCGUGUUCAUUUUGUCGAUCUGGAUGUAUUCUCCAAAUGGUUGGUCGAUUCGUACUCGCGGACCAUGAUGCAUCACACACUCCGCUUCACGAAUGCGCCGCCGCGGACGCUCGUCGUGUCACACUCCAAGACGCUGGGCGUCACGAUGCAGCUCAACGUCUACGAGUUUGCACCUUCGGCAACGGAAGAGCUCGAUUACUGGUACAAGGACGCCAACGGGUGGCAGUCGACGCCGACUGCGCCGUUUGCGAUGAAGCGCGGCAUCAACACCGACAUCAUGGAAAAGUACAUCCAGGACCACACCUACUACUUCGUCGAGAGCGCCUUCCGCGAGAACCCCAUCAUGGCCGAGAUCUUCACGACGGCGUUCAAGUACUCGCGGAUGGAGGAGAACUUUCUGCUGCGAGACACGCUACAGCUGUGGACGGCGACGCAGAUGCUGAUCAGAGGGGGUGCGCUGCACCCGACGUCCGACAACCUAGGGAUAAUGGCGAUCCCGAGCCUGUCGUCGCCGCAGGCGGGGCAGACGCCGCUCCCCCGAGUCCUCUCGAACCAGAUCGACCACCUCCUCGAGCGGCGCAUCUGGCAGCUCGAGAAGCAGAUACUCAGCGAGCUACAGAAGCGCAUCUUUGGGCGCAAGCGCGAGGACUGGCUCAAGAUCUUCUUCACCACCGUCGUGUUCAUGAACGCGCUCGAGCGCGAUUCGUGGCGGCUGUACUACUGGCUGUUCCACAUGGACAGCGGGUACGUCUGGCGUCACCCCACCACGCCCAAGCGGUUGAUCGAAAAGAACGAUGCACUGGCCGUCUCGCUGGCGGCGCACUUCGCCGCCAUCUCAAAGGGGCUCACCCCUUUCGCGCUGGACUGGAGUCGCGAGCAGACAAUCGGGCUCAUCGGCAACUGCGAGGACCCUGAGGGGGUUAUGGGGGCCAUGGAGCGAAUUGGCCGCGGAUUAAGAAAUCCUGGUAAGUCAACUACGACUCCACCACCACCCACACCCCACUGCCUUAAACAAAACAGGCAUCUCUGUACACACUCUAGCUAUAGGGUAGAUUGCUGACUCUGCUUGCACCCCCUCAUAGACCACGCACGCUUCACCAGCAACAUCCUCUCGCACUACCGCCAGGACGACGAAAGGAGCUUGGACUUCCUAUACUCCUCCAAGGUCAUGAUCGUCUGAUCAUGCCACCUUUUUUUUUCCUUUCUUUCUUUCUUUUAAUUUCUUACUGCAACUGCAAGCAACUGCAACUGUGCCUCGUCCUUCGCCCCGCGCCCCGCGCCUGCAGUAACUGCGGCACAUACAGCUACA
Tricharina praecox is the source of this 1466-nucleotide messenger RNA. RefSeq lists its product as uncharacterized. The coding region runs from base 222 to 1217 and encodes 331 amino acids. The record is from RefSeq and is a predicted model, not a curated record. Lineage: Eukaryota; Fungi; Ascomycota; Pezizomycetes; Pezizales; Pyronemataceae. The transcript is spliced from 2 exons.